AUGGCGUGCAAGCGGCGAAGGACGAAGUCCAACAGCGCCGGCCUGACGGCGCUCUCGCUCUGCCUGACCAAGCGCCUCGCCCCCGUUGCCGCCGGCGGUGACGCGAACCUCGCCUUCUCGCCGGCGUCCAUCUACGCCGCGCUGGCGCUGCUGGCGGCGGGCGCCCGCGGCGGAACGCUCCAGGAGAUUCUGCACGCGCUGGGCGGGGAGUCCCACGACGACCUCGCGGCGUUCGCCCGCCGCGUCGCGGAGCGCGCCCUCGCGGACCGGUCGCGGUCGCCGCCGGGCGGUGGGCCGACCGUCGCGUUCGCCUGCGGCGCGUGGUACGACGCCGCGUGGGCGCCGGGACCGGAGUUCCGCGACGCCGCCGCCGCGGCCGACAAGGCCGAGGCGCGCGCCGUCGACUUCAGCAACGAGCCCGAGAAGGCAGUUAGCGAGAUCAAUGGCUGCGUGGCCGCGGCCACCAACAACCACAUCAACUCGAUCCUCGAUUCGAGCUCAGCGAACGCGCUCACGAGCCUCGUCGUCGCCAGCGCCAUCUACUUCAAGGGCAAGUGGGAGGUGCCGUUCACCAAGACCCACACCAGGGUGGACAAGUUCUACCGCCUCGACGGCAGCGCCGCCGACGUGCCCUUCAUGCGCUCGUCGCCGUCCGCAUCGGGCAACGAGCCCGACAAGGCUGCCGAUGAGCUCCUGAGGUACUCCAUGUGCAUCUUCUUGCCGGACGAACGCGACGGCCUCGCUGGCCUCGUUGCCAAGAUCGCGUCCGGCCCCGGGUUCUGGCACUACCGCUUGCCGGUUGAGCGGGUCCCUGUCGGCGACUUUCGGCUGCCCAAGUUCAAGCUCUCCGCCUCCGGCAGCGUGAGGCAGGCCGGCGAAGCGGACCUGUCCGGCAUGGCCAAGAGCGAUGGCGACGAAGCCGGCACGCCGCUGCACGUGGCGGACGUGCGCCACAAGGUGGUGCUCGAGGUGAAUGAGGAUGGUGCCAUGGCGGUGGUCGCCACCAGUAGCUAUAUGCUCCGUGGGGCUAGUGCGGUAAUGGCGGAUCAGCCGGAAACGGUGGACUUCGUCGCUGACAACCUGUUCGUGUUCUUUGUUAUCGAGGAGGUGUCGCGAGCAAUCCUCUUUGUUGGCCGCGUCCUCGACCCUUCAGUGUAAGGGUUAUUAUGACCUUUGAAUUCUCUUUUUUACAUUACAUUGCUUGGAUUUUGACAAAUCAAUGGAGAAGUUUUGUUCAUAUAAGAAACUACGACAUCA
Molecule: messenger RNA, 1257 nt
Organism: Panicum virgatum (switchgrass)
Lineage: Eukaryota; Viridiplantae; Streptophyta; Magnoliopsida; Poales; Poaceae
Product: putative serpin-Z8
Exons: 4
Coding region: 1-1158 (385 amino acids)
Molecular function (GO): serine-type endopeptidase inhibitor activity
Source: RefSeq, a predicted model, not a curated record